AUGGAAGCAGCCCUUAACCUAUUAUUAGAAGGUAGCGACGAUGAGAAAGAUAUGGAGCUUCCAGCGAGACGAUUGAGAUUUAUUCGAGAGAGGAUAGAUCAUCUCGAAGACCUAGACGAUGUUGAUUUUUGUAGAAGAUUUCGACUUUCAAAGAACAGUGCCCUCCAAGUUCUAACUUUAAUCGAACAUCGUUUGGAAUUUCCAACGUUUGAGAAAAAUGAUGCUGUUUCACCCAUGAACCAGUUAUUGUUGUGCUUGAGAUUUUACGCUACUGGCUGCACUCAAUUGACCGCAGCAGAUUUCAGUGGUGUCAGUGAUACUACCGCCCACCGCAUAAUACACAGGGUUACAGCUGCUAUUGCUUCCCUGUACCGUCAGUUCAUUUACUUUCCAAGAACUAAAGCAGAAAUACAACAGACUCAAAGAGACUUUUAUGUGAUUGCUCGUUUUCCAAAAAGGGGAGGGGAUCCACUUCCACCUGAUGACAAUGAAUUGCAACUUCCAGUACCAUGGGAUGCACUCAUUGAUCAAGGAAGAAUUGAUAAUCCCCUGAUUCCAAACGAGCAUGGCCAUGGAGCAGACCCUUAUAGACAACCUUUAAUCAAUGACUACUUCAGGACUCUGCACAGGAAUCAGAAUAAUUGA
Molecule: messenger RNA, 645 nt
Organism: Acanthoscelides obtectus
Lineage: Eukaryota; Metazoa; Arthropoda; Insecta; Coleoptera; Chrysomelidae
Source: the annotation of a GenBank genome assembly